This is a messenger RNA of Ostrinia furnacalis (Asian corn borer), 1056 nucleotides long. RefSeq lists its product as uncharacterized. NCBI's taxonomy places the organism in Eukaryota, Metazoa, Arthropoda, Insecta, Lepidoptera, Crambidae. The transcript has 3 exons. The coding region runs from base 639 to 977 and encodes 112 amino acids. The record is from RefSeq and is a predicted model, not a curated record.
UUCUCUCUGGCCUGUGCUCUUUCCGUAUGUUUUACUAAUAUUUGGCCUAUAAUAUUCUGCAUAAUAUUUUGAAUCAUCAUGUCGAAAAAUCACAAAGAUAAUGAAACUUGCAUCGAGGAUGAUGCACGUGGUAAUGUCGGCAACUGUGUUCCUGCACAUCCUGCUGCAUCACAAAGGGGCAACCAAGGUACCAAUACCAUUUCUAUUGAGAAAUUAGAAGGCACCAAAAACUACUGUAAUUGGAAGUUACAAAUGAAAAUGGUGCUGAUAGACGCCGGGUUGUGGCACUGUAUAGAGCCAGGAGAAUCUGUGCUGUUUGGGGAUGACGAACGAGCUAUCGCCAAAAUUUGCCUUAACCUGCAAAGCAGUGUUUAUCCAUAUGUUAAGAACGCUAAAACCGCCAAAGAUGUAUGGAAAAGUUUAGAGAGGGCGUAUGAAAACAAAGGCAUAAGUCGUCGACUGGCCCUAAAAAGGGUCUAUACAAGAUUCAAUGUGAGACAUUUCCUUCAUUGGAGAAAUACAUUACAAAAUUAAUUGAUGCAUCACAACAACUUGCUGAAAUUGUUUGUGUGAUAGAUGAUGAAGAGAUAGCAGAAAUCAUACUAAUCGGAUUACCUGGCGAGUUUGACCCACUAAUAAUGAUAUUUGGAGUGCGGUGGAAGCGGCGCAACCACUCCUCGUGGGCCGACGACGCCACGGGCGAGGCUCACUCCACCGACCGCUACAUGACCACGAAAUCAUGGAACACCUGUUCUAUGGAAGCGAAGAAGAUUCUUCGGAGGAGGGGGACGAGGACGCGCUGCCGAUCCCGCGCGGUACGGGCGUUUCUCGAGGAAGAGGGGGCUGCACCAGCGGCCCUUGAUUUUUCAUGGCCUCCUCCACUCUUCACCCCCUCCGUCAAGCCGGCUUCGCAGCCAUCAAGCCAGUGGCCCCGGUCCUGGAGUCAGCGGUCCCAAUCCCGGAGUCAACGGCGUUAGAUAAAUUUGACUUUCAGAGGAAAGCUUUCAGUAACCUCAAAUCGCAAUAAUUUCGUAAAUAAAAUUCGUACAUAAAUAA